This is a messenger RNA of Betta splendens (Siamese fighting fish), 2488 nucleotides long. RefSeq names its product polymerase (DNA directed), eta (gene polh). Gene Ontology annotation, molecular function: damaged DNA binding; DNA-directed DNA polymerase activity. Gene Ontology annotation, cellular component: replication fork; site of double-strand break; nucleus. Gene Ontology annotation, biological process: error-prone translesion synthesis; response to radiation. The coding region runs from base 122 to 2293 and encodes 723 amino acids. The transcript is spliced from 10 exons. Lineage: Eukaryota; Metazoa; Chordata; Actinopteri; Anabantiformes; Osphronemidae. The record is from RefSeq and is a predicted model, not a curated record.
AUUCAGCCCGGAUGAAGAGUCGUUAAACCUUUUCUUAUUUCGGGCAACAGCGGUGAAUAAUUAUCACCACCGGUCAGUCGGUGUUUGUUCUACUCUCGCUGACCCACUCGCCGCUUCGGUGAUGGAGUACGGAAAGGAAAGAGUGGUGGCGCUGGUGGACAUGGACUGUUUCUACGUGCAGGUGGAGCAGAGGCUGAACCCAGCUCUGAGGAACACGCCGUGUGUCGUGGCCCAGUACAAGACGUGGAAAGGAGGCGGCAUCAUAGCUGUGAGCUACGAGGCCAGAGCCCAUGGUGUCACCAGGAAUAUGUGGGUGGACGACGCCAAGCAACGAUGCCCGGAUCUGCAGGUGGCACGAGUGCGAGAGUCUCACGGCAAGGCAGACCUGACGUAUUACAGGGAGGCGAGUGUGGAGGUGAUUGAGGUGAUGUCCCGCUUCGCUGUGAUUGAGAGGGCCAGCAUCGAUGAAGCCUACAUGGAUCUGACUGCUGCAGUCCAGCAGCGGCUGAAAAGCAUGACUGACGGACAAGUGGACCCCCACCUGCUGAGGACAACCUACGUUCAGGGGUAUCCACAGACUGCACCGGAAGAAGAAGCGUCUGCAGAGGACCCUGUGUUGGAUAAAGAGGAGCAGAGGUCCAGAGGUCUGCGGCAGUGGUUGGCGUCUUCAUCUGUCUCCCUGUCAGGGAAACAGGGCUCUGCAGAACUACAGUUAACUGUAGGGGCACUCAUUGUUGAGGAAAUGAGGGCAGCCAUUGAGAAACACACAGGUUUCCGUUGUUCAGCAGGAAUAUCACACAAUAAGGUAUUGGCCAAACUAGCCUGUGGUCUGAACAAACCAAACCGACAAACUAUUUUGCCUCUAGACUCUGCAACAGAGCUUUUUACCUCUCUACCCAUCAGCAAGAUACGUAACCUUGGAGGCAAGCUGGGUGCCUCCAUAGCAGAAACCCUGGGAAUAGAAACAAUGGGAGACCUGACUCGCUUCUCUCAAGCCCAACUAGGACAGCACUUUGGCGAGAAAACAGGCCAAUGGCUUUACGACUUGUGUCGAGGGAUUGAGUUUGAAGCAGUGAAACCCAGGCAGCUACCAAAGUCUAUUGGCUGCAGUAAAAACUUUCCUGGAAAGACCUCUCUGGCUACAAAAGAACAGGUACAGUAUUGGCUUAAUCAGCUGGCCCUGGAGCUGGAGGAGAGACUGACCAAAGAUAGAGACGCGAAUGGUCGAGUGGCUAAGCUGCUGACGGUUGGUGUGCGUCAGUUGGGAGACAAGAGGCCAAGCAGCUUCUCUCGCUGUUGUGCUCUAUCACGCUAUGAAGCAACUAAAAUAUCCAGCGAUAGCUUUGCUAUUAUCAAGAGUCUCAACACUGCGGGAAGCCAUCAGACAACAUGGUCUCCACCCCUCACCCUCCUACACCUCUCAGCUAGCAAAUUCAGUGACGCUCCAUCAGCAGGGGGGAUAGCUGGCUUCCUUUCCAGCGAUGUCACCUCCACCCAGAGUGGUUUGUCCUCCACUCAGCCCCCAUCUCAACUGAAAAAUGACUCAAUGUGCAAACAGUCUGACAAUAUUAAGUCUUUCUUUCAAAAGGCAGCUGAGAAACAAAAACAGAAAGUAACAAAAGCAGAAGAGGGGGAUGAAGAUGGAAACUCCACAUCUUCCUCUCACAAAACCUCUGGACCCGACUUUAAGCUGGGGACAGUUUUUAGCCUACCUGCUGCUUCAGUUACACUUCCUCCUCAGUCUAAAAAUGAUUCCAGCAGCCCUUGUUCUGCCAUUUCAUCUUUCUUUCACAAGAAGACUCUUCAAAGAAGCAUACAGGACUCAGCCUCAACACAGAGCAAGCCUGAAAUGGCACCCGAGUCUAUCAAAAAUGAUGACUGCGAAGAAACUGCUGCUCAUGUGAAAGACCAUACUUCUCAGCAGUUUGCCAGUGCACUGGAUACAGAUGCUGAGGUCAAACACCAUUCUCCUAAUGUGGCCAGAGACGACCUGAUAAACUGUGAACGCUGCGGCCAGGAGGUGUCGGUCUGGGAAAUGCCUGAGCACCACGACUACCACUUUGCCCUGGAUCUCCAGAAUUCAUUCAGUUCAUCUGCAGGUUCAGCAGCCACUUCUUCCUCGAGCACCUCCUCCUCUUCCUCUGCAUGUCCUGUCAGAGACAGAGCAGCAGGCACAUCCCAGUCCUCCCGGGGCAAAACAAAAACCAAAGGCCAUUCAGGACCUCAGCCAAAAAGGCAACGCUCUCAAGGUGGAAGUACAGGCACCCUGGAUUCUUUCUUCAAGAGACACUAAUGAUGUGCAGAAUAACUGAUAUUUUUUAAUUCUGAAGUAAUAAAUUACACAUUUCUGAUAUUCAUAAUAUAUUACCAUCUCACCAAUCUGAUUGUUUUAUAAAAAUAGAAUAUUCUACUGGUUUGAAAUGAUCAAUCUUACUAAGCAUUAAAGCAAUGUUUAUAGCAAUUUUUUAUAAAAUAAAGUGAGAUCGCU